AUAGUUUGAAUCGCCAGGACUAAAAGCUUCACUUCCUGAUGUCAACACUGUAUUUUUCCUCCUUGUGCAGGUCGUUUUUACACAGUCUGCUGCACAGUUUAAGUAUUAAGCUUUUGUUUUCUUACGUUGUUAUCUAUUUUAACGUAGACAGCUGUGCGUAAUUGGAUCAUUACGCACAGGAUCAUUGUUUUUACGCACACUCUUACCUGGGUUCUGAGCUGUCUGUCUCUUUACCUGGGUUGUGAGGUCUUUGUCGUUACGCACACUCUUUACCUGAGUUGUGUGUCCUUUUUUUCUUUACGCACACACUUUACCUGAGUUGUGUGCUUUCUGUUUUUACGCACACUCUUUACUUGGGUCGUGAAGUCUUUGUUUUUUUACGCACAAUCUUUACCUGAGCUGUGAGCGGCAUAUUUUGGACAGCAUACAUGGAAACAUAAGUGAGGAUACUCUUGGCUUUGAUUAUAUGACAGUUGGCUUUCCCUCCCACAAUGCACCUCGUUCAGUUUGUUUCAUUUUCGGUAUUGCUUUUGAGUCCGCAUCUCUGAACCUGCUGGAACGGGCAGGUGGGGGUGUUACCUGUUGACACCAUGCUGGCCUCUACUAUCCUGUUGCUGGUAUCCCUUUCUCUUUCAUUUGGAGCACAACUUCCAAACCAAGCAGCUUCUAAGGAUGCCCCUAUCGCAACCAAUGGCCAGCCGUUUCCGUGGACGACCAUGAGACUUCCCAAAUCCAUCUUUCCUGUCCAUUAUGAUCUGAGCAUCCACCCCAACCUGACCACUUUAGACUUCACUGGCGUUGUCCGGAUCGAGCUGGAUGUGCUUGAAGACACUGAUAUGAUAGUGCUGCACGCCAAGAAGAUGCAAGUGUCAAACGUGUUCCUAUUUGGCCCUGAAGGUGUGAAAUCCCUGGAUGUUUUGGAGUAUCCUCGCUUCCACCAGCUGGCCCUCAUUUCAGACACAGUUUUGACCAAAGGUAGAAAGUAUGAAGUUCAUCUCGAGUUUGCUGCGAACUUGUCCGACAGCUUCCAUGGGUUCUACAAGGGCAGCUAUCAAACGAGCAGCGGCGAAGUCAGAGUCCUGGCAUCGACGCAGUUUGAAGCCACCUUUGCCAGAGGAGCUUUUCCAUGUUUUGACGAGCCUGCCUUCAAAGCCAAUUUCACUAUUCAGAUCGUCCGUGAGCCACGCCACAUCGCGAUAUCCAACAUGCCCAAGAUAAAAACAGUGGAGUUACCUGGAGGUUUACUGGAGGAUCACUUCGACACCACAGUGAAAAUGAGCACUUACCUCGUGGCUUAUAUCGUCUGUGACUUCCUGUCUGUUAGCGGGACCACGCAGCAUGGAGUCGAGAUUUCGAUCUACGCCGUACCUGAGAAGAUUAACCAAACGGCUUUUGCACUGAGCGCUGCGAUCAAACUUCUGGACUUUUAUGAUGAUUAUUUUGACAUUCCGUACCCGCUCCCAAAACAGGAUCUGGCUGCUAUCCCUGAUUUCCAGUCUGGUGCUAUGGAGAACUGGGGCUUAACCACAUACAGAGAGACGGCUCUGCUGUUCGACCCAGAGAAAUCCUCAGCUUCAGACAAACUGGGCAUUACCAAAGUGAUCGCCCAUGAACUGGCCCAUCAGUGGUUUGGGAACUUGGUCACUAUGGACUGGUGGAACGACUUGUGGCUUAACGAAGGCUUUGCUAAAUUCAUGGAGUAUGUCUCAGUGCGCAUCGCCUACCCAGAGCUGCAAGUCGAUGACUUCUUCUUGGGAAAGUGUUUCGAGGCCAUGGAGGUGGACUCUCUGAGCUCGUCCCACCCGGUGUCUACGCCGGUGGAGAACCCGACGCAGAUCCAGGAGAUGUUUGAUGAUGUUUCGUAUGAUAAGGGGGCGUGCAUUCUCAAUAUGCUGCAGGACUUCCUUUCUCCUGAAGCCUUUGAGAUCGGAAUCAUUAGAUACUUAAAGAAAUACAGUUAUCAAAACACCGUCAACAGCCAUUUGUGGGAGAGUCUGAGUGAUAUCUGCAACUCAGGCGUUUUGGAUCUGAAGCAAAAAAGACACAAAGAGUUCUGUUCAAAGAGAAGCGUUCAGUCUGGAGCCUCGAAAUGGUACUCUGGUGAUGAGCUGGACGUCCGGGCCAUCAUGGACACGUGGACCCUGCAGGAGGGAUUUCCUCUGGUCACUGUGGAGGUUAAAGGUCGGGAGGUUAGACUGAGCCAAGAACGUUAUCUGAAAACUAAUGACCCCUCACUCACUGAAGGAUUUCUAUGGCAAAUCCCCCUGACCUACAAAACCAGCGCAUCAAACACCGUCCAUCGCUUCCUUUUAAAGACUAAAACUGAUGUUCUGUACCUGCUAGAGGAGGUCAGCUGGGUCAAGUUCAACGUGGACAUGAAUGGAUAUUAUAUGGUUCACUACGCGGGCGAGGGCUGGGACUCCAUUAUUAAACUGCUCCGGCACAACCACACAGCCCUGAGCAGCAACGAUCGCGCCAGCCUCAUUCAGAACAUCUUCCAGCUCGUCAGUAUCGGGAAGGUGAGACUGGACCAGGCUCUGGAUCUGUCCCUUUAUCUGUCCAAAGAGACGGAGAUUAUGGCCGUGACGCAGGGGUUUGGAGAGCUCGUGCCUCUCUACAAACUGAUGGAGAAACGGGACAUGCCUGUCCUCGAAAACCAGAUGAAGGAUUACAUCGUGCAGCUGUUCCAGGGGCUGAUCGACCGUCAGGACUGGGCCGACUCGGGGUCCGUGUCUCAGCGCAUGCUCCGGAGUUAUCUGCUGGUCUUCGCCUGCGUCAGGAACUACCCUCCGUGUGUGAAAAAGGCCACGGAGCUUUUCAACCAGUGGAAGGAAUCAGAUGGAACAAUGAGUCUCCCAGUUGAUGUCACGAUGGCUGUUUUUGUGAUUGGAGCCCGAACUCCAGAAGGAUGGGAUUUCCUGUUUGAUAAAUAUCGCCAAUCGAUGCAAAUGUCCGUCAAGAGCCGAAUGAAAACCGCCAUGUCCGUCACCCCCCUGCAGGACAAACUCACAUGGAUGUUGGAGCAGAGCCUUAACGGGAAAGUGAUGAAGACUCAGGACCUUCCAGAUGUUUUGGUGUCGAUCAGCAGAAAUCCUCGUGGUUACAAACUUGCCUGGGAUUUCCUUCGAGCGAACUGGCACACGCUGAUUCAUAAAUUUGACCUUGGCUCUAAUACCGUUUCCUUCAUGGUGAACGGUGUGACCAACCAGUACUCCACCCGAGAGAAGCUCGAUGAGGUGCGCAGUUUCUUUGGCUCUUUAACCGAGGAGACGGGAUCAGAGAUGAGGUGCAUCCAACAGACGUAUGAAACCAUCGAGGACAACAUUCGCUGGAUGGACACGCACUUGUCUUUACUGCAGAACUGGCUCAAUAAACACUCUGCGAAACCGGUACAUGACGACUUGUAACGGAGACGAAGGGGAUGCUCACAGUUUAAAAACAUUUGUGCCUUUUUGUGCGUUAUUUAGUUGUGCGUUGUACAUAUUCAGAGGAAAAGCAUAGUGUAAAACUGCAGUUUAAACUCAAAUGAAGUGGUUAGUAUUUUUGAAAACUCAACCACAUGAGAUUUCAGACAAAAAAUAGGCAGAAUUAAAGAUGUUUAUUUCAUUACGGGUGUUUUUAUUGCACUAAAUGUCUUGCAUCCUUACUGUGAGCGGGUUUGUUUGAGGUAAAAAAGAAGAGGUUUGGGUAGAUUUUCUUCUUUGCACAGAGUGAUGUUCUUAUUUUUAACGUAUUUUUGGUUAAAUAAAGUAAGUCAGUGA
Periophthalmus magnuspinnatus is the source of this 3761-nucleotide messenger RNA. It is a transcript of the gene erap1b, whose product is annotated as endoplasmic reticulum aminopeptidase 1b. The coding region runs from base 591 to 3407 and encodes 938 amino acids. Gene Ontology annotation, biological process: proteolysis; peptide catabolic process. Gene Ontology annotation, molecular function: zinc ion binding; peptide binding; metalloaminopeptidase activity. Gene Ontology annotation, cellular component: cytoplasm. The record is from RefSeq and is a predicted model, not a curated record. NCBI's taxonomy places the organism in Eukaryota, Metazoa, Chordata, Actinopteri, Gobiiformes, Gobiidae. The transcript is spliced from 19 exons.